Messenger RNA from Aphanomyces invadans, 1613 nucleotides. RefSeq lists its product as hypothetical. Lineage: Eukaryota; Oomycota; Saprolegniomycetes; Saprolegniales; Verrucalvaceae. Bases 45 to 1184 code for a protein of 379 amino acids. The transcript has 7 exons. The record is from RefSeq and is a predicted model, not a curated record.
CUCAGCAAAGUGCCAACUAAUUCCAGGUGACUCGGAGUCGGCAAAUGGCGACGUCGAAGAAGGCCGUAUACGUUGCCGCGACGCGCCAGCACGUCGGCAAGACUAGCACAUGCCUGGGUUUGCUGCAGGGCCUCACGAACCGAUUCGACCACAUUGGCUUCCUCAAGCCUGUUGGACAGCAGUCGGUGAUCGUCGAGAACAACAUUCGCGUGGACAAGGACGUGCGCGUUGCCAAGGAGAUAUUUGGGCUUACCCGAUGCGACUAUGCCGACAUGAGCCCGGUUGUGAUCCCGCCUGGGUACACGCGGGACUUCCUCGAUGGCAAAAUCACGCUCGAGUCCCAACUGUCCAAGAUUCGCUCUAGCUUUGACCGUAUCACGUCUCAAAAUGAUUUUACAGUCGUGGAAGGCACCGGCCACACGGGCGUGGGGUCCAUUGUGAACGUCAACAAUGCCCGCGUGGCAGCCGAGCUAGGUGUGGACAUGGUUCUUAUUGCAAACGGAGGCAUCGGGUCUGCUUUCGACGACUUGUCGCUGAAUCGCGCUUUGUGCCAGCAGUACGGCGUCCGCGUCCGUGGCGUCAUCCUGAACAAAGUUCGACCGAACAAAGUUGACAUGAUGUGGGACUACUUUCCGAAAGCGCUCCAAGAAUGGGGCAUCCCGCUCCUGGGUGUUGUUCCCGACCUCCCGCGCUUGGCCCAGCAUUCCAUGAUGGACUUUGAGCACCUCUUCAAGACAACAUUGCUCAGUGGCCACUCUCGCCGGAUGAAGCAGUACAACGCAGUCAACUUGGUCACGUCGGGGCUGCGGCGGUUCUUGGUCGAGUUGUCGUCCAACCAGUUCAACGACACGCUGUUUGUCGCUCACGCAAGUCGCAACGACAUCAUCCUCGGAUUUCUCUCCCACAGCCAAAACUACGAGCUCAAGACAGGCCAAGAGUUUGGCGGGGGACUCAUCUUGACGGGACUGCCGCCAAAGGACCAGCCGCAGGACUACACGAUGGACAUCAUCUCGCGCGCGAAUCUUCCUGUGCUGUACGCGCCGUACACGACCUUUGACGCGAUGGACAUGAUGGGCAAUUUUACAGCCAAAUUCAACGCGACGGACGUGACCAAAGUGCUAUCGUGCGCAAAGCACUACGAGCAAUGCAUCGACUUUGACAAGUUGCUCUUAAACACUUGUUAGACAUAACGACGAAUCCGCGUGGCGAUGGGGAUGCGGCACUGGGGACACUCGGUCAAUUUGGCGGUGCACGUCGUGCACGUCUCAUGGCCACAUCCAAACACUGUGUCUUUAACGUGUUCCUCGCAAAUCACACACAACGUCGCUUCCUCCAGCGCCUGGAUGCGCUCGAGCAGUUCGUCCACGUUGCUCGUCUUGCCCACGGGGUGCAACUCGAUCCCGCACAUUUGGCACACAGUCUGCGUCACGUGGUUCACAUACGUGCAGUGGGCGCACGUUUUCACGUCGGUGGAGGCACCAUAGCCCGCGACAGUGCUCUCGAUGAGCAUGUUCUGAGCCUCGGGAGACUUGGCAACGUCAUGGGCCACCAGCCCGGCCUGUACAGCCCGUGAGAAUCGGUAUUCCAUCGUGGCGUGAGCAAUCUAUUCUACC